AUGUCUGUUGAAAAAAUAGAAAAAAAAGAUGAAGUAAUAUUUGUAACAAAAGAAGAUCAUGAAUCACCAAGUAAAAUAAGUCUUCCUGAGCCAGAACCAAGUCCAGGUCUAAUACUACCAAAUGGUGAAAUAAAUUGGAAUUGUCCAUGUCUUGGUGGUAUGGCAACUGGACCAUGUGGUCUUGAAUUUCGUGAAGCAUAUUCAUGUUUUCAUUAUUCAACAGCUGAGCAAAAAGGUUCUGAUUGUUUUCAAGCAUUUACAUCAAUGCAAUCUUGCAUGUCUGAGUAUCCAGCAUUAUAUGGUAGCAAAGAUAAUGAUGAUCUAGAAACAGAUGAUAAUGAACAACAAGAACAUCAACAUAAAACAUCUAGCCAAAAUGAACUUAAACAACAAGAUCAAAUUAAUAAUCAACAUCAAAAUGAUGAUGAUGAAAAAAAAACUAGCAAUGAUGGACAACAAAUUCAACCUAUCUAGACAUUAACAAUUGUUCAUUUAGACAUAUACACAAUUAUUAUUAUUUGUUUAUUAUCAUUUUUCUUUUUCUAUUUUGUAUUUUAAUGAAGAAAUAAUUUUAAAUGUUUUGAAAAACAAAAAAAAAAAAGAAGAUAAACAACAACAGAGGAUUUUGGACUCUAGAUGACGAUGCAACAAUUGAAUGACUUUUAAUCACGUAAUUCAUUUUUGUUUAUUAAUCUAUUUGUUAUUAACAUUAUUUCUUUUUUUUUUGUUUCUGUUGUUUCUUCAAGUUCAGUAAACACAAUUGAUAGAAAUUUUUAUAAAUUAUUUUUACCAAAUAAAAAUGCAUUUUCUUUUUGAAUUAUCAACAUGUCCA
Aphidius gifuensis is the source of this 832-nucleotide messenger RNA. Its product is annotated as mitochondrial intermembrane space import and assembly protein 40-B. Gene Ontology annotation, molecular function: protein-disulfide reductase activity. Bases 1 to 474 code for a protein of 157 amino acids. The transcript has a single exon. The record is from RefSeq and is a predicted model, not a curated record. Gene Ontology annotation, cellular component: mitochondrial intermembrane space. Gene Ontology annotation, biological process: protein import into mitochondrial intermembrane space. NCBI's taxonomy places the organism in Eukaryota, Metazoa, Arthropoda, Insecta, Hymenoptera, Braconidae.